AUGACGUCCAGUGCCUAUCAGGGAAAGUGUGAUCAGUGCGAGCAAAUGUUCGGGCAGUACGACCGCUUUUGCGUCGAUGCUGAAGUGGAGUUGAAGCCCAGCCGCUUCAAGAAAGUCAAUGGCGAGAAGGAAGCCUGGUGGCUCCCAUUGGACACGUUCAUCAAGGAAGCCGGCGGCAACCCUCUGACGUUCAAGUCGCAAGACGCCAAAAUCGCUUGGGUGCUUGCGGCCACCGAAGUGGAGAAGAUCGUUUGGGACGACGGGAAACCGGGGGUCCUGCAGUACGAGCACAGCGACGGGCGCAAGAAGUUGCACAUUGGGGAAGAUGAGGAUAUGCAGGGAAACAGGAAAGCUUGUGAGCAGACCUUCGCCCAGUCAGUUGAUGGUCAUCGGGCCAUGCUGCGUGGAGUGACUGACAUUGCGACGAGCCGGCUCCGUGCUACGAGGUAUCAGCAGCCGGAGGAAGUGCUGGAUGUGGCGUCCGAAGCUCCCAGCAUGGAUGAUUUUGGGGAUGGACUGCAAUGGGGCAUCUUCGAUUCUACGCCCGGGUCGUCUUCCGUGCCAGAGAGAGCGGUCCCGAAGGGAAAGCGGCCGCGGUUGGGUGGCAAGCCGGCAGGGUCGACUCCCAACCCUCCUUCUUCCCGGACGUCGUCCUUCGAGAGCGAUCGACCAGCCGCCACUUCGGCUGCCGCGAACAGCAUGCAUGCUCCUCCCGAGCAUCUGCAACUCCCCCGGGUGCUGAACAAGAAAGGCCAGGACACGAUGAAGAAGGCACAGGAUGCUUUUGCGAAGCACCAGGAAUCGUUUAGCGACAGCAACAUUUGGACGAACAGAACCCGCAGGAGGGUUCUUGAGUCUGCUAUCAAGAGCCUCUCCGGUCUUGCGAAUCAGUUGCUUGCUCUGAACUCGGACAGUGCAGAGACCUUGAGCCGGCAGAUCACCGAAUGGGCGGAUCGGGCGGAAAUCCGUUUCGAUGCUUUGGCCAGGGUGCGGGCAAUGACUUCGGAUUACGUUGAGCCUGAUGUUGUUCCCGAAGAGUCCUUGCAGCCCUUGAGAGAGCUCGGAGUGGCCAUGCUUUCCAACGUGAUCCUCUUCGUGGCCGGCGAGUGCUUGAAAGGGAUGGAUAAGGAGGGCAAAGAAGCAGAGAGCUCUUCCGGGUUCUUUCGCCUUCUGAGUUGCCAGCACCGGGAUGCAACCUACUUGAAUGUCGGUAUGAUCUUCGCUGCUUCUGUGGAGCAGCAGUCGCAGCGCUUUGGGGAUGGAACGAGCAUGGCAUCCGGAAUCGCAUCGAACCUGCAGUCCCAGAUGCUUGCCUUGUGGCUGGACAAGGUGAUGCGUCUGAAGAGCCAGGACAAGUUUCGAAAUUUGGUUGUUCUGUGCCCUGGCUCGCUAGGCAUAGCAAAUAGUACUUUGUGGUUCGUCGUGUUGCUAGUGCUAUUGACGCUCGCAGCGGAUUGGAAGCCCCUCCAAUCGGACGUGAAUGGCAGUGGUACCAUGCCCUACAGCAGCAGCGCCCGAUUGGAUGUUCAAGCGCUACGAAUCAUGGCAACCAAGGCUUCGCCGCUGGAUCUGUUCCAUGCGAAGUCGAUGGUGGACUUGCGGAGUCAGUUGUCAAUGAGAUUCCAAACGUCUAUGUGGGCGGCAGUGGAGCAAGCUAGCAAACGAGCCGUAACGGCAGGUGGUGUGGCCAGCGAAGUGCAGGCGGCUGUGGCUUCGCUACCAGAGGAUGCCAUCGCGAAUGCCGCCCAGAACAACUCUGUGCUGCCACUUCUGAAGGAGGCCGCAUCUGAAGCCGUGAUCAAGAAGGACGGACGUGGAGCGAUCCUUGCGGCUUGCAGCUGUCUGGAAGAGGAUGGCUUUUGGUCAAAGCCGCUUCCUGAGAAUGCUGCGGCCCUCCUUGGCGAGAAAAUCGGUGUGCUGCUGAGGUGGCUGUCUGUUUUCCAGGCACAGGGUUGUUUCAAGCUUCCCGUGGCCGUGGUGUCAUUUGCGGUGUCCCCUUCCGAUCGCUUGCUCCCUUGCGUCGCGGAGAUGUUCCUGGAUCUAUGUCAUGCGCAGGGUCAGGUGGCACAGACGGAGAAAAGACUCGGGCUUGACACAUUGCCCGUUGGCAUCAAAGCACUCAGCAAGCUGGAUGGAAAUCUCAAGAUUGGGGACCUGGACCAGCAGGUGCACCUGUACUCAGCGCCAGGCCGGGAUACCUCGACCGACGAUGACAUCACUCGCGGGCUGAUUGCUAGUGGCGUCAAGCUGCUGGCAAUCGUGCGUGGUGACCCCCGGACCGACUUGCAAGUUGGAUGGUUCAAGACCUUGGUGCGCAUGGGCAAGAAGAUGGAGCUGGACUCGCUGGACGCCUCCGUGCUAUCGCUCCUCGACCAGAAGGCAGGUGACUUCUGGCGGUCCGUGCAAGCCUUGACCGAGGCAGAUGAGGGAUGUAAGGAGAACGACACGAUCCUGGUGGACAAGACCACCGUGAAGAACCUGAUGCUGGUUCUCGUGCAGGUGCAUUCGAUCAACCAGCAGGAGAUGAUCACAUUGGGCUUCAAGGAUGUCGGCAAGACUUUGAAUGCCGCCCGCACCCGGACCGUCCUCACCCUAGCCAGGCUACAUGAUGCUAUGGAGAAUCACAAGAAAUUGCUGAGCAAGGAUUACGAGGAGUUCAAGGGCAUCGUGGCUGCCAUGAACAAUGCGGCGGACGCCGAAGUUCGGACGCUGCUCACGAAUCUUUCUAUGCGAGGUGAAGAGGAAGCCCAGACCACAGUGCAGGCAAUGGUGACAGGUGCCAAAGUUCUUCGCGAGUUCGAGGAAACGGUUGAUCUUGUGGGCUCGUGGUCCACAGAAGAGGUCUUUAAGACUGACGAUCUGGCAACCAUCUUUGAGCGGCUGAAGAGCUCCAGUGCGGCGGCUCCAUCGUCGGCGACGUUGUGCCCGGUGAUCGCUUGCAUCAUGGGUUCGGAGUUGAUGUAUAACCCUGAGGCUUUGAAGGCAGACACCCACCAUCAGAUCACCAAGUUCUUGCAGUAUUGCCAUGCAACCCUCAAGAUUGGCAAGAAGGAUUUGCCCAAGUUCAUGGUUGAGAAGUUGGAGAAGAUGCAGAAGGAUCGUAUGAUCGUAUCGCUAACCCCAUAG
Molecule: messenger RNA, 3126 nt
Organism: Symbiodinium sp. CCMP2592
Lineage: Eukaryota; Dinophyceae; Suessiales; Symbiodiniaceae
Source: the annotation of a GenBank genome assembly